UUCUUCCUUGUUUGCUUGCCAAGAUGCGUGAAUUUGGUUGGUGAGUAUAGUAGUCGAGCGAGGAUUGACACAGUAUGAAGGAGGUGCGGGAUCGAAAGUCCGCGGGCGAGCAGCAGAACCAUCACCCGCACCGCGAAGAGGCUGCGUCUUCUUCUUCUUUGUCGUCGUCCUUGUCUUCUGUGGCGCAGGGAAUGACCAUAGGGGACGGAGCGACGACUUCGCCAUCCGAGUCAUCAUCACCUUCUUCUUUGUUGCUGUGUGAACCCGGUGGACUCGAGAGGAAAUGCCCGACUUUGCCGUCUCCGUCGGGCAACGUGACUCAUGUGGUGAUUGGGACGCAGGGUGCAGCCGUGCACGUGCAGCACGUGGGCGCCGAGUACGGCUCGUUCACGCAGCACCAGUACUCGGGCGACGUGCAGUCACUGAAGCCCACCCUGCGUGAACGGAACGCAGCCAUGUUCGAUAAUGAGCUCAUGUCGGAUGUGGUUUUCGUCGUCGGGCCUCCGAGUGCGUGCCAAAGGAUCUUCGCCCACAAGUACGUGCUGGCCACGGGCAGUGCCGUGUUCUUUGCCAUGUUCCAUGGCGGAUUGGCCGAGACGAAGCUGGAGAUUGCCGUGCCGGACGUGGACCCUCUGGCCUUCCGCACGCUGCUCAGAUACCUGUACAUGGACGACACCCAGAUGAAGGCGGACGUGGUGUUGUCGACGCUGUACGCGGCCAAAAAGUACAUGGUGCCGUUUCUAGCCCGGGCCUGCGUCGCGUUCCUCGAGCGGAGUCUGACGGCUGAGAAUGCCUGCGUGUUGCUGAGCCAGGCCCGACUGCUGGACGAGCCGGACUUGACGCAGCGGUGUUGGGAAGUGGUGGACGCGCAGGCGGAGAUGGCCCUGACGGCGGACGGACUGGCCGACGUGGACCAUGCCACACUCAAUACUGCAACCAAAAAAUAUGAAAAUAAUGACGAUGCUGUUGCCCAAAGACUGAGACGUGUCCUGGGCGACGCCGUGUUCCUCAUUCGGUUCCCAGCCAUGAGUCUGGACGAGUUUGCCAAUGAGGCGGCGCAGUCGGGCGUGUUGACGCUGCAGGAGACCAAGGACGUGUUCCUGCACUUGACGGCGACGCAGAAGCCGGCGUUGCGGUUCUGCGCCGUGCCAAGACGCGGGCUGCAGGCCCAGGUCUGCCACCGCUUUGGCUCGUGUGCCUAUCGUAGCAAUCAGUGGCGCUACCGCGGCCGUUGCGACAGCAUCCAGUUCUGCGUGGACAAGCGCGUCUUCGUCGUCGGCUUUGGUCUCUACGGCUCGUCCAACGGCGCCGCCGAGUACUCGGUGCGCAUGGAGCUCAAGCGAGGCGGCUCGAACGGUGACGGAUGUAGUGGUGCUUCGUCUUCUUCUUCUUCUUCCUCGCCACCACCACUCUUGGGCGAGUGUGUUACCAAACUUGUUUCGGACGGCUCGUCCAACACGUUCCACGUUCACUUUCCACACCCGAUUCAGAUCGAGGCGGAUCAGUAUUACACGGCGUCGUGUGUGCUGGAUGGCGGAGAGCUGUCCUACUUUGGCCAGGAAGGCAUGAGUGAGGUGCAGGCGGGUUGCGUCACGUUCCAGUUCCAGUGCUCGGUGGACUCGACCAACGGCACGGGCGUCCAAGGCGGUCAAAUUCCGGAAAUCAUUUUCUACGGCCCGUCUUCGUCAGCAUCUCCCCCUUUGCCUUGAUGUUGUUGCAUACUGAAGAUUUGGAAGGAUGCAGCUUAUUUAUUUUAUUUUUUUCAAAGGGAUGAAGAGUGUUUAUACAUAGUACAGUAUAUAUGCAGUAUGUGUUUGUGCAUUUACAAGUGUCUUGUUUGAUUUAAGAAAAAAAGGAAAAAAAAUAGAGAGAGAGAGAGGCCCAC
Messenger RNA from Notodromas monacha, 1885 nucleotides. The record is from the annotation of a GenBank genome assembly. NCBI's taxonomy places the organism in Eukaryota, Metazoa, Arthropoda, Ostracoda, Podocopida, Cyprididae.